Messenger RNA from Durusdinium trenchii, 4911 nucleotides. The record is from the annotation of a GenBank genome assembly. NCBI's taxonomy places the organism in Eukaryota, Dinophyceae, Suessiales, Symbiodiniaceae.
AUGGAGCUUGCGAGGGCUGCUCGGGCACAAGAAGUGGCGGAGGAGGUGAGCCGCCAAAAACGCGCCCGCCGCGAGCAGGACCUCGCGGAGGGGCGGCGGAUGGAGGAAGAGGAACGCCUCCGCAGAGAGGAAGAGAAGCUGGAGCGCGAGGAGGACGAGCGCGCCCGCGAGGCCCAGAGAAAGCUGCAGGAGCAGGAGAGGCUGCGUCAAGAGGAGGAACACCUCGCCGCUCGUGAGCAAGAUAGACUGAAAGAAGAGCAGAGGUUGCAACAAGAAGAGCCAGAAGUUGCGAGGGAGAUUGUGCGGAAGAAGUUGGACGAGUUGCAGCAGAAGGCAAUCGCGGAAGAGGAGAAGCGAGCACAGGAGCUGGCCUGUGCAGAACAAGAGAGGCUGAAAGAGGAGCAAGGAGGAAGGCCUUUCCAGCAAGAGGAAGGGGCAGCCAUGGAGGUUGCAAGGAAGACGGUGCAAGAGUGGCAGCAGAAGGCAGUUGAGGAGAAGCGAACACAGGAGCUUGCGCGUCAUGCACCUGAAGAGCAGGGUCAAAAGGAAGAGACGGCAAGGGUGGUUGCUCAGAAGAAAGUUGCAGAGUGGCGGCAAAACGCUGCUUCAGAGCAGGUGGGCCAGAAGCCAGCAGAGCUAGCCAGUGAAGAAGCCGAGGAAAAUAAAAAAGGACAUGCUGAUGCUGAUGCAGAACCCGAGUGGCGCCAAGAAGAGCAGGAGAAGCUGCGCCAACAAGAGGAAGGGACCGCUAAGAAAGUUGCGCAGAAGAAGGUGCAAGAGUGGCAGCAAAGGGCACUUGAGACGCAAAGCCGCGCUGACGCGGCUGACUGCCAACUGGCCGAGAAGAAGGAAGAAGCAGCAAGGCUUCAGAAAGAAGAGGUCGCCCGUGAGGUUGCACAAAGCAAAGUCGAAGAGUGGUGGCAGGAAGUGAGGCCAGAAGAGCCAGAGGCCAAGGAGGUUGCGCAGAAGAAGAUCGAAGAGUGGCAGCGGACAGCGGAGGAGGAGAUGGUGGCCUGGGAGGCGAGUCGUCAAAAACUGGAUGAAUGGAUUCAAAAGGCCAAAGUGGAGGAGCAGCGCGCGCAGGACGAAGCCAAGCGCCGGCUGGCUGAAGAGGAGGAGCAGUGCUUGGCUGCGGAACAGGAGGAGGUCCUGGCCCAGGCAGCCGCAGAAGCUGCAGAAGCGCCGGGGGAGUCCCAAAAGGAGUGCGCCGCCGCCAGCUCACGCUGGAGAGCCUUGAGGUCCGUGCUGUCGCGGGAAAGCUUGAUGCCACGUGAGAUGCUGGAGAUGAAGAAGUUGAAGCCCGAAGAACAGAGGCAGAAGCUUCAGGCGGUGGCGGCCCAGUUUGAGGCCGACGCCGAGCCCGACUUCGUUUUGCACCAGGCCUGCGAGCAAGGCCAGGCCACGGCGGCUGCUGCCAUGCUGGCACUGGCACCCGGCACAGGACAGUUGGUGCGGGACCACGUGGGGCUACUGCCAGUGGAUCACGCCCUCCUCAACGGCCACCGCUCCGCGGCGGCCGUCGCCUUGCGGGGCGUGCCUCUGGAAGAAUUGAACGUGCUCUCCCUGCUGCUGCUGCCUUUGCUGCUUCAGACGGGCAAUCUCGACCCGCCGCAGCAGGCCUCCUUAGACGCCGGGCUCCGGGCGGCCGCCGCUGGUGGCCGUGAACCGGCGGUGCGGCUGUUGCUCGAGCACAGCGCAGCUCCGGACACCAUGCAGGAGGAUGGGGCAACGGCUUUGAUGCUGGCCUGCCGCCCGGGGCAUCUGCCCGUGGUGCGGCGGCUUCUGACGGCCCGGGCCAGCCCCAACGGCGUGGCGGGCCGCUCGCGACGGCCGCUGCAUGUGGCUGCCGAGGCUGGGAACGUGGCGCUGGUGAACGUGUUGCUGGAGCAUCGCGCAGAUGUGGAGGCUGCGACGCUGAAGACCGGCAGCAGCCCUUUGCUCCUGGCCUCCCGCCAGGGUCACCUCGAGUGCAUGAAGGCACUCCUCGAGGCCCAGGCCCAGGUGACGAGCGCGUCGAACGCGGCGAAGUCGCCACUGCUGGCGGCGAUCGGAGCGUCCAGCCCAGAGCCGGUCCGGCUCCUGCUCGAAGCACGGGCUUCGCCAGCGACGGCGGCGGGGACCGUGGCUCCGUUGCACGACGCGGCGCGCCAUGGCGCCCUGGGAGCGGCUGAAGCCUUGCUCGCCUUCGGAGCGCCCGUCAACGCGACCGCGUCCGCGGAUGGGGCCAGCGCCUUGCAUGUGGCCGUUCACCAGGGCCAUAAGGAGCUGAUCCGGCCACUGCUCAAAGCACAAGCCAACCCAGAAUUGCAGAUGCGUGGGGGCUUCACGCCCCUGGCGCUGGCGGCGGGCGCGGGGAGGUUGUCCUGCCGGGCGGACUUGCCAUGUCGUUGCGAGGGCCUCUAUGCUUGCUGCUGCUGCUGCCGCCGCCAUGCCAUGCCCUUCGUGCCUUCCAAAACCGAAGUGAGCUGCAGGUCCACCUACGGGCACAUUGCGCAAUGGGACGUGUCCAAGGUGACGAACAUGACCCGAUUGUUGGCUGGGGUCGCCUACGAGUUCAAUGAACCCAUAGGAGCUUGGAAUACUUCUGCGGUGAAGGACAUGAGCUACAUUUUUGCCAAUGCCGCACAUUUCAACCAGCCGAUCGGCUCUUGGAAUACUUCGACAGUAGCAGACAUGAGUCACAUGUUUGACGGAGCCUCUGCGUUCAACCAGCCCAUCGGCUCUUGGAAUACUUCGAAGGUGGCAAACAUGAGUCACAUGUUCAAGGGAGCCUCUGCCUUCAACCAGUCGAUCGGUUCAAUUCCAUCUGAAGACCGCGGCACAUGUGAAGACUGUCCCAUGUUCCACUAUUCCACGAGCGGUGUCGACCAGUGCGUGGCCUGCAGCUUCCCGUUGGCGUUGGUGGACAACCACUGCGUGUGGUGGCACUUGCCACUUUUGGCACUUGGCUUGGGAGGCUUUGUGGUGGCCGCUCGCUUACUCUGGUCGGUGCUCCGUGCUCGACGAGCUCAAAGAAUUGAACGUGUCCUGGAGGAAGUCUAUGAGCACCUGUGGGAUGAGCGGCCGCAGAUCAUGUCCACGUACUCCAAGAAGUUGAGUCGUCUUGGGCUAUUGGCGACGGAGUUGGAGCAACAUCUUGCAGACAUGCGUGCCCUGCAGAGUAAAAGAGCCGGUGUGAGUCUGAGGUACCUCCUUUCAGCUGAUUUUGCCCAACUGGCCAUGCAACGCACCGGCAGAGAUGACCCCACCUUUAUGGACAUGAAGAGCGCCUUCUGGCUGUCAAAGGACCCCAUCGGCCAAGACAUCAUUUGCCCUCGCGACGGCCAAGCGGGUUGCGCUCUGGUGGAUUGGAUGCCGGUUGAUGAGCGCCGCGAACAGACGCACUAUUUGAGCUGGACCUGGCAAUACAGCCUGCAGCAGGUUCGAUGCGCCUUGGACAUGUUCCACAACAGAACUGCUGGUUUUCAUUGCUACUUCUACAUGUGCUUCUUUGUGAACAACCAGUUCCGAAUCAUAGUUCAACAGACUAGCAGUGGGAGCGACAAUCUGGAAGAUGUGUUUGAAAGCAACCUCAAGCGGAUCGGCAAGAUGGUCGCCAUUUUAGAUACAUGGGACCAGCCUGUGUAUUUAUCUCGAGUGUGGACCGUUUACGAGCAGUAUGUGGCCUCCACAAUUCAAGUUGAGGUGCAAUUCAUCAUGCCGAAGGCUGCCGCAUUGCGCUUGCGACAGCACAUCGCCUCGGGCUCCGAAGGCAUCGACGAAGUGAUCGAAUCCCUCAGUCAGGAGACGGUGGGCUUCCAAUACGUGGAUUCUCACGUGACGGAUGUCAUGAUCACGUGGAUUGGAACAGUCGUGGAGCAGACAUUUCGACAGUUGCUGGAGACCUCGCGGGCGAAGAAGCAGCAUCGCUACGAGCUCCAGUCGUCGGCCGGGCCGCUGUCCUACUGGGCGCCGCUGUGCCAGAAGCGCCCAGUGAACUGCCCAGGGCACGGGCGGAGCGCCUUGGACUCCGUGACGGACACGGGGUGGACCCCGCUGCACCUGGCGUGUAAGGCCGGGCAGUUGGCAGUGGCCAGGACCUUGCUGGAGCAUGGCGCCUCCAUGAACCUACCCAGCACACGCGGACGGACGCCACUCAUGGUAGCGGUGGAGGCCCAGCAGCCGGAGCUGGUGAAGCUGCUGGUGCUCAGUGGCGCUGACCUCGAGAAGUCCUUGCCGGGUCAUUGGACGCCUUUGCAUCUGGCUUGCCUCAUUCCUGAGAGCAAACACGUCAUCCAGCUGCUGCUGCAGCACCAUGCGCAGCUUUCCAGCACCGAGGAGGGAUGGACGCCCCUUCACUUGGCCGUGCAGAGUGGGGAUGAGUCCAACGUGGCGGCGGUGCUGGCGGCGAAGUCGGGCAUGGAGCCAUCCUCCAAGGUGCUCAGCCCCUUGCACGUGGCCGCCGAGGCGGGGGACAACCGAGUAGUCCAGCUACUCCUGCGGAGCGGUGCCCCCCCGGAGGCAGUGACCAGCCACGAGAUCACGGCACUCCACCUGGCGGCCGGUGCUGGAGGAUCUCCGGAGCCUCCCCGCGCUGCUGCUGUGGCGCAGGUCUUACUGAGCCACGGAGCCGCCGUAGAUCCAGUCAUGGAGGGUGGCGCCACGCCGCUGAUGGUGGCCUCACGCUUGGGCCGGACGGCCGUGGUCCAGUGCUUGCUUCGGCACGGGGCGGACGCGCAGAAGAAGCUGCCGAGUGGCUGGUGCAGCUUUUUGCUGGCCGUCAGGAAUGGGCACACCGAGGUGGUGCGUUUGCUGGUGAAGCCUGAGCAUGCGCAGGUGAAGACACCACUGGGCCGCACUCCCAUCCAGUGUGCGCAGAAGUACGGCCAUCGUGAGACGGAGGAGCUGCUGCGAAGCCUCUGGGAGCAGUGA